UACAUGUGAUGAAAGGGAUGGCCUAGAUACACGCUGAACCUACCUCCACAUUGAACUAAAUGCAUUUUGCAUAAUGGGGAGAAAAAAGGCGCCGUUGGGAUCUAUAAAUAACUCGAUCAUUGCUGUGUAAAAGAAACAGCACAGUUAUAUACAGGUACAAUAAACCAGCGGGGGACAUUGCCGUGAAAGAAGCCGUCAGCCGAGGUCGUGUCGAUACUUCCUCUUAACUUUAGGACCAAAAUUGCCGGAUAAAUCUGUAUUCAUCAUCUGAAUUAAGAGAAUCAUCAUGGCGGCAGAGAGAUUCACUGGAAAUAACGGAAAGGGUAUGUUGGGGGUGUGUAUAGACGGAGAAUACUUUCCAGCUUUUCCGAAUGUGGCUGAGAAUAUCAAACAGCUUCGUGGGAUGGAGAUACACAAGGACGACGUGAUUGUGACUGGCUACCCGAAGGCAGGUCUACACUGGAUUUGUGAGAUCGUUCACAUGUUGCUAUGCAACACAACACAAGUCAGCAAAUUUGUCACUGGCAAGGCACCGGAAGUGGUUCUCCACAUGGAAAAAGUCUCGUUACAGGAUCUCGAUAAUCUCGCAGCACCGAGAAUAAUGUGGUCGCAUCUCCAUCACGACCGGUUGCCACGCGACAUGGUUAACAAACAUCCAAAAAUAGUGCACAUCGUGCGAAAUCCAAAAGAUUCAGCUGUAUCCAUGUAUUAUUUUUGUAAACGUCUUCCUUUUGUCAAGUAUGAUGGAGAGUGGGACGAUUUUCUUGAAAUGUUCAUGGAUGGCAAAGUGUUAUAUGGAUCCUGGUUUGACUACGAGGCCGACUGGCAACAGAAAGAAACCAACGUAUUUAACAUUUCUUAUGAACAGCUGCGAGAGGCUCCACUCCAAGUUCUCCCGGAACUCUCAGCCUUCCUGGGCUGUGACAGAAGUCCCGAGUUCCUGCAGAAAGUUGCAGAAGCCACGUCGUUUGAGAACAUGAAGACGGUGAAAGAGGAACAGAUGAAGGCUACCCCGCUCCCGUACAAGAACGGAGUUUUAUACAGAAAAGCAACCGUAGGCGACUGGAAGCACCAUUUUACGGUGCAUCAAAAUGAGCGUUUCGACGCUCUGUGGAACAAAAAGAUGCCCGGUGCAGGGUUUUCUUCCGUCAUAACGAACUAGUGCGAAACUAUAGAGACCAUUCCCACAGAUAUUUAGAUCGAUCUAUCCCCCAGGGGAGUUUCACUAGAUUGCUGUCAGCU
Messenger RNA from Lingula anatina, 1242 nucleotides. RefSeq names its product sulfotransferase 1B1. The record is from RefSeq and is a predicted model, not a curated record. NCBI's taxonomy places the organism in Eukaryota, Metazoa, Brachiopoda, Lingulata, Lingulida, Lingulidae. Gene Ontology annotation, molecular function: sulfotransferase activity.